UCUUUUCCCCAGACCCAAACAAUCACCCCACACACUCCCAUCACGCGUAGGCUUAAUUCUUCUUAAUACCUCGCAUUAGUUCUUCGUUAGAAGAACGACUAGAGGUAUCGUAACUCUUGAACACUCGUUUCGAUCCAUUUUAAUUUCAUUCGAUCCCUCAUUUUGCGCGCAAUUAUGCGUUACUUUCCCCUCGCGCUGGUCGUCGCGGCCUUGUGCUGCGCCGUCCGCGCGGACUGGCUUAGCUGGUCUGGUGGCGGCGAUGGUGGUCUUACUGCCAUUCCGCGCGAGACUGGCGAUGUUUCUUACGCUUCUGACGGUUGGUCGCCUAAGAUCACUGCCGCUCCUACUGUAGUUCAGUCCGAUGGUGAACGCGUGUUGGAGAUUCUUCAGCGUGGAGACACUGCCUCUAGCUGGAUCAAUGCCGAGACUUGUGGAUGGAUCUCUGGUUCGGAAUCUUCUUCGUUCGGUUGUGGCGACAAUGGAACUUGUGUCACCAAUGACAACCACAUCGUUGCUUGUGCCACUGGCACUUAUUCACCCUUCUACUCGAUGUGUCUGAACUACGACGCAUACACGAGUGGAUCUUGCAAGAACGAUGAUUCGUCUACUGGAUGCUGUAUGAGUACGGACUUUCCCGAAUGCGUAACCUACCUCUGGGUGGACCCUCCCCAGCGUUCAAUGUACCGUUGCUGGAAGUCUAAGGCUGUGAUCACGAUGCUCGACAAGCCGGAGAUCAUCGAGGACCAGACGACUUAUUCAACCACCUCCAGCGCAGUACCCCGCGUAGACGGCACCUCGACGGAUUCCAACAACGACAACAACUGGCAACCCAGUAUCGGCCUCCAAAUCGGCGCAGUCCUCGGCACCCUCGCGGGCAUCUUACUCGUCGCAUUCGGAUGCUACCGUUGUCACAAGUGUCACCUCCGACACACGUUAGCCACAGCCAACGACCACGACGACGUGCGCGCACACUUGGACUCUCUGUUCCGCAACGGCGUGAUCGGGCACACAGAGGUAAGAACCACCGCCCAAGGCGGCAUCGUGAGCAGCGAAACGGUAGCCAUCCUCCGCCGGGGCGCCGAGUCUCGUCGCCUUGGCCUGCGCGACGAGAUCAUCACGCGUCCCCGCACCGCCGCGCAACGCAACCACCACCGCACCCGUCGUACGUACCCCCAGCUAAUCGAUCAUCAUCCCCAGACCCCCGACCAGAGCCGCAUCCACAGCCGCAACCGCCACGGGUACAUUCAUCUCGACCACGUGAACCCGACCUCCUCGACCGCGGCUAUGUACGGCUCGCCGCCGAACCCGCCCUCCUACGACAUGCACCUGGAAAGCCCGCGUCUGCGCGCCCCAGGCGGGACAUACACCGAAGCCGUCGCAGCCGCCAUGGCUCUCGGCGCCGCGAACCGUCGCGUCGAAACGCCUCCGCCGACGUACCAGCCCGGUUUCCUCUCGGACUCCACGCUCGGCUUCGGCGGCCUGAGUACCGGCGGUUUGGCGCGCGAAGACAGCCAGCCCAACUGGAUCGAGCUGUCGCGUUCGUCCCCCACUCUGCCCGCCGCGGCGCGCCGCGCGACGAUGUGGCCGUUCGUGGGUAAUGAGCGAAUCCCCGAGAGCUCGACUUGGCAGGAUGUCAGCGGUAGUGUGCUGAGUCGUGAGGGCGAGGAUGAGACGAUGCGAUCUGGAGAGACUGCUGUUGCUGCUGAGGAGGAGGAGGAGGAGGAGGAGCAGCCGGUUUUUGGAUCGACGCGUCGAGGGUUUAAGUAGGUGGGGUUGGUGACGUCUGACGCCUGGGUUCGCCUCGGAUAUGAAGGCGUUUGGGGUGGUUAUGGUGACGAUAGGAAAAAAGAGGGGGUCCGUUGGAUUGCGCUUGUCUCGCGCCUUUGGGAGCUGGGAACGGUGGCUCUCAUUCAAUUUUCAAGAC
Annulohypoxylon maeteangense is the source of this 1924-nucleotide messenger RNA. RefSeq lists its product as uncharacterized. The coding region runs from base 175 to 1767 and encodes 530 amino acids. The transcript has 3 exons. NCBI's taxonomy places the organism in Eukaryota, Fungi, Ascomycota, Sordariomycetes, Xylariales, Hypoxylaceae. The record is from RefSeq and is a predicted model, not a curated record.